CCAAGAUGAGCAUUUCAAUGUUAACUUCAUUAACUCAUCGAUCAACUCAAUCAAGACUAUCAUCUCGACUAUACCAUCAAUUCAGUUUACCAAGACUCAACAUUACAAUCACACCUCUUAGACUUUUCUCUUCUUCUAUUCCAUCAAAUUGGAAAUCAAGUAAACCGAAAAACAAACCAAAUCGAUAUAAACUAAAAACUCAUCAAGGUGCUUCUAAACGAUUCUUUGUCACAGGUCAUGGUCAAUUCAAACGUUCACAAGCAGGUAAACAACAUUUAAUGACCGGUACAUCACAUUCAAAAAAACGUAAAUUAAAACCCAUGAUUAUUGUCAAUAAGACUCAUACGACCAAAUUACGAAAACUUUUACCUUAUGUUGGAAAACGAGCUGGGUUUAGAAAAGUCAAUGAGGUAGAUUCGGUUUGGUGGUCAACAGGUAGAUUACAGAAAUCGGGAAGUGCUUUGAGAUUGGCUAUCUUGAGGGCUAAAGGGUUUGAAAAAUUAAAAAUCUCGGGUUCUACUCAAUCAGAUUCGAUUUCUAAUUCUAUUUGAGUUUUGGGUUAUGAAGUUUGGAAUGAAGAAAUCGGUUGAAUUGAUGGUAUUUGUCGAUCAUUUGUAAGCGAAUUCUGUAGGGAUCUCGAAGAGCUAGGUGACCAAUCGUGCGUCUUUAGUAAAAGUAAUAUUGGUCAAGUGAAUUGAUAUGUAUCAAAAAGUGGAGGUAUAUUCCCAUAAACCAUUCAUCUGGAACCACUAUCUGAUUCCAAGAGGUGCAAAAUCCUAAGGAUUUCAAAGAUAAAUUAAACCAUAGAAACAUGUAGCGGGUCAAAGGAGUGAUAUUCAAGAUUGCUGUUGGCUAGAAGCUUAAGUCAUCUCUUGCUUGUACAUUUGCUAUGAAGUACUUUGCUUUUUGAUUUUCCGUGGCAAUUCUUUGCUUUUCUCGCCGGUGACAAAUCGAUAAAUGAAGCCGGGAGUCUCAUCGAUUCAUAAUUCUAUUGUCUCAGCACAAAAUGUUGAAGGUCUGAAGUGUGAUGGAUGAGCUUUAAAUCACAUUAUCUUGGUGUCGCAUGUCUUGAAAUAAUGAUAAUUCGAGAUUUCAAAAGCU
This is a messenger RNA of Melampsora larici-populina 98AG31, 1101 nucleotides long. RefSeq lists its product as uncharacterized. Gene Ontology annotation, biological process: translation. The transcript has 2 exons. Gene Ontology annotation, cellular component: ribosome; large ribosomal subunit. Lineage: Eukaryota; Fungi; Basidiomycota; Pucciniomycetes; Pucciniales; Melampsoraceae. Gene Ontology annotation, molecular function: structural constituent of ribosome. The record is from RefSeq and is a predicted model, not a curated record. Bases 6 to 551 code for a protein of 181 amino acids.